GGAUGGCCCAGAGCGUGGGUAGGACCGGGCUCAUUCUUCCUCUCCCCCUCCCUGCAGGCCCAGGGCCCCGGCCAGUACCCAGCCCCGCUGGGAGCCCGGCCAGCACCACGGACAGCACCCAGGAAGCCCGGGUCCCCCUGGACGGGGCCUUCUGGAUCCCCAGGCCCCCGGCAGGUUCGCCCAAGGGCUGUUUCGCGUGCGUGUCCAAGCCCCCCGCCCUGCAGGCUCCAGCGGCCCCCGCCCCUGAGCCGUCGGCCUCGCCGCCCAUGGCACCCACCCUGUUCCCCAUGGAGUCCAAGAGCAGCAAGGCGGACAGCGUGCGGGCCGCGGGCGCCCCCCAGGCCUGCAAGCACCUGGCGGAGAAGAAGACCAUGACCAACCCCGCGACGGUCAUUGAGGUGUACCCGGACACCACGGAGGUGAACGACUACUACCUGUGGUCCAUCUUCAACUUCGUCUACCUCAACUUCUGCUGCCUGGGCUUCAUCGCCCUGGCCUACUCCCUCAAAGUUCGGGACAAGAAGCUCCUCAACGACCUGAACGGAGCCGUGGAGGACGCCAAGACAGCCCGGCUGUUCAACAUCACCAGCUCUGCCCUGGCGGCCUCCUGCAUCAUCCUUGUCUUCAUCUUCCUGCGGUACCCGCUCACCGACUACUAGGCCCCGACGGCACCGCAGCCUGGAGACCAAGAGCCGAGGUUCAUUUUUGUGUCUGAUGCGCUGCCGGCUGCCGGGAGGCCAGGGCAGAGCAGGGCGCCCGCCGGGGACCCCCGAGCCGUGAGCCCAGCACCGAGGCCAUCAGAAGCUUCGUACAGUAAUUAUCAGGCGGCGAGCCUCCUGCCAGCCCACCCUCUGGCCUCCUGGUCCUCGCCUGUGUCUGGGGGGCCCGGGGGACUCUCCCUGUGCUGCUGCACCCUGGCUUCCAGUGGCUGCCCUCCCUGCCUGCCUGUGCCCCCCAGGCUCCUGGGGCCCCUCAGAUCUGACCCCCAGCAAGAAGGGCUUCUGUAGGAGCUUCCCAGAGAAGCUCUGGGGGUGCUGCCAGCACCUGGGGACGUACCCCACCCUCCCUGACCCCCCCCCCUCCAAGCUGUGACCCUGCUCAGAGCUCUUGUAUCUGUGAACUUCCAAUAAAACACCUGCCCAGCUC
Molecule: messenger RNA, 1146 nt
Organism: Sus scrofa (pig)
Lineage: Eukaryota; Metazoa; Chordata; Mammalia; Artiodactyla; Suidae
Gene: IFITM10
Product: interferon induced transmembrane protein 10
Cellular component (GO): plasma membrane
Source: RefSeq, a predicted model, not a curated record